This is a messenger RNA of Botrytis byssoidea, 1647 nucleotides long. RefSeq lists its product as uncharacterized. The transcript has 10 exons. The record is from RefSeq and is a predicted model, not a curated record. The coding region runs from base 1 to 1647 and encodes 548 amino acids. Gene Ontology annotation, biological process: transmembrane transport; basic amino acid transport. NCBI's taxonomy places the organism in Eukaryota, Fungi, Ascomycota, Leotiomycetes, Helotiales, Sclerotiniaceae. Gene Ontology annotation, cellular component: fungal-type vacuole membrane. Gene Ontology annotation, molecular function: basic amino acid transmembrane transporter activity.
AUGAUUCAGAAGUCAAGGGAUGAUGAGUCUACACCUCUUCUUUUGGAUGCGAAAACCCCAGAAGUCACGAGUUACAAUAAAUCUUUCAUUCACAGCGAUGAGGAAUCCACAAUAUACACGAUACCCCUUGUUGAUCCAUCGCCGGAAAGCUCGCGUAAUAUAGCAGGCGUCAUUUCGAUCCUUCUUUUAGGUGUCUUUAUAGCAAAUGCAGACGGAUCACUGGUUCUCGCUACGAGUGGAACUAUCAGUAGCGAGUUCAAUGAUUUGGGAAAUGCAGGGUGGCUGAUCUCGUCCUAUAUGCUGGCUAUGUGCGCUACUCAGUCUCUAUAUGGGAAAUUAAGCGAUAUUUAUGGGAGGAAGAGUACGAUAUUAGCUUCUUAUGUAUUUUUUGCUUUGGGCUGUGCCAUCUGUGGGCUGGGAUGGAAUCUCCCGGUAGUGGUAGUUGGUCGACUAGUCGCAGGCGUUGGUGGUGCUGGUAUUAAUUGCCUAGUAUCAAUUGUCACUGCAGAUAUGGUUCCAAUUAGAGAAAUCGCUAAAUGGAGAAGCUAUGUCAAUAUUGCGGCUACGACUGGAAGAUCAUUGGGAGGGCCAAUUGGAGGGUUCUUGACUGAUACUAUUGGGUGGCGAUGGUCCUUCUUAGCACAGUGUCCACCUACUAUCUUAGCCUUGAUGCUAGUACUUUGGAAGCUGGAUAUCACUCCGCAACAAACCUGCGGCAAACAAUUCCACUUCUCGAAACUACGGCGCAUCGAUUUUCUAGGCUCAAUCUUCCUUUCGGUCUCAAUCGUUUGCGGGCUCAUGGUCCUCGAUCUCGGUGGUCAUCGAAUGCCUUGGACUGAUCUGAAAUUGCUAUCGCUAUUUGGCAUCUCAGUUGCAGCUGGAAUUUUAUUCUUUCUAAUAGAAGGCUUUUGGGCUAAAGAGCCUAUUUUCCCCUUGAGAUUGUUGCGUAAUAGAGAUGUGCUUACAAGUUAUAUUAAUUUGGGCUUUCAAUCGGGCGCUCAGAUGGCGAUGAUGAUGCUUGUUCCGAUUUAUUUUCAAAUAACCGAUCAUGCGACUUUUACAACGGCUGGUGCACAUCUCAUACCUUCUGUAAUUGGAAAUGCAGUAGGAGGUCUUCUCGCUGGAUAUAUUAUUCACAAAACCGGACACUACAAACCCAUUCUUCUCCUCGGUGCCCUCUCCUCUCUAACAUCCUACACCCUCCUCCUCCUCCGCUGGCACGGCCACACCUCUUUCCUUGAAUCCCUCUACAUCAUCCCCGGCGGCUUCGGUAACGGAAUCGCACUUUCAGCAUCAUUUAUCGGACUCACAGCAGGAGUAGAACAAGAAGAGCUGGCUAUUGCCACGAGUGGACUUUUUCUAAGCGCAAAUGUAGGAUGUGUAGUGGGCGUUAGUGGCGCGGGGAGUGUGAUGGAAGCGGGGCUUGAGAAAGGUCUUAGGGUUGCGCUUGAGGGGUGGGAGGGGAGUCAAACGAUCAUCGAACGAGCACUCUCGGAUAUCGAAUACGUGCGGAAUCUCGAUGGAAAAUUGGGAGAAUUGGUGAAGAUUGUUUAUGUGAAUUGUUUAUCUUACACUCAUGCUUUAUCUGUUUUUGCGGCGGUGGUAGCGUUGAUUGCGGCGUGCUGUGUUAGACAGCAUCGUUUGUGA